This is a messenger RNA of Sarcophilus harrisii (Tasmanian devil), 966 nucleotides long. Its product is annotated as olfactory receptor 7D4-like. Bases 28 to 966 code for a protein of 312 amino acids. Gene Ontology annotation, biological process: G protein-coupled receptor signaling pathway. Gene Ontology annotation, cellular component: membrane. The transcript is spliced from 2 exons. Gene Ontology annotation, molecular function: G protein-coupled receptor activity; olfactory receptor activity. Lineage: Eukaryota; Metazoa; Chordata; Mammalia; Dasyuromorphia; Dasyuridae. The record is from RefSeq and is a predicted model, not a curated record.
UUUAGCUUGAAGUUUCAGAUUAGUUCCAUGGCACCAAGAAACCAAACACAAUUUACGGAAUUUAUCCUCCUGGGAUUUUCUGAGAAACAGAAUCAGCAAGGGCCCCUCUUUGGACUAUUCUUGAGCAUAUACUUGGUCACAGUGAUUGGAAACUUGUUCAUAAUGUUGGCCAUUGGCUCUGACUCUCACCUCCACACUCCCAUGUAUUUUUUCCUUUCCAAUCUGUCCUUUGUGGAUAUCUGUGUGGUAACUACUACAGUCCCCAAGAUGUUAGUGAGCAUUUUGACACAAAACAAGACCAUUCCCUAUGCUGACUGUCUUGCCCAGAUGUACUUCUUUCUGGUUUUUGCUGGUUUGGACAAUUUCCUCCUCACUGCAAUGGCCUAUGACCGUUUUGUGGCUAUCUGUAAACCUUUACGUUAUGGAGCUAUUAUGAGCCCUGAGGUCUGUAGCUUACUGGUUCUCCUUUCCUGGAUAAUAAGCUUUCUAAAUUCCCUCCUUCACUGUCUCAUGGUAACAAGACUCUCCUUCUGUACAGAUUAUGAAAUUCAUCACUUCUUUUGUGAUCUUCCUCAGGUUCUGAAACUCUCUUGUUCCAACACUUUUAUCAAUAAUAUCUUAGUUUAUAUUGCGUCUAUACUGUUGGGUUUUCUCUCCCUCACAGGAAUCCUUUUCUCUUAUGUUCAAAUUUUUUCUUCCAUUUUGAAAGUCCCAUCAACUGGAGGUAAGUAUAAAGCCUUUUCUACCUGUGGAUCUCACCUCUCUGUUGUUUCCUUAUUCUAUGGCACAGGAAUUGGAGUAUAUUUGAGCUCCUCAAUUACCCACUCUUCCUGGAGGAGCACAGUUGCUUCAGCAAUGUAUGCUGUUAUCACCCCUAUGUUAAAUCCUUUCAUCUAUACACUAAGAAAUAAGGACAUAAGAGAUGCACUUAGGAGGCUCAUUAGCAGAAUAGCCUCCUCUCAGUGA